UAAUGAUGAGGUAUCAUGUUAAGACUGUGAAAGUACUAUUUACUCUACAAUGGUGAGGAGUCCUCAUCAAAAUCAAAAAAUCUAAUUUCUUUUACAGGACCCAGAUGCUAUACAGUGGGAAAACCAGCCUGGCAACAUAGUGCGUAUUAAUAAAAGGACACCACAUCCUGCCAAAUUCCAGCUGCGCUAAUUGUAUUGUGUUCACAGAGCUCACAAGCUGUCAGAAAGUUGUAUGGCAACCACCUCCGGCGCCAAAUAGAACUGGCAGACAUAGACAUUCAGUACAAGAAGAAAAAGAUGGAAAAUCUUGCACUGGAGUCCGAAAUAAAAAAGAGGACAAUUAGGAAACUGGACCUUGAAAUAAAAAAACUUGAGAGGGAGCUCCAAGAAGAUGACACAGCUCAAAAUAAAAAUUAGGUAUAUUCUCGUAAAGUCAAGUGAGCCAUGACAUAUGAGCUCUUAUUGUGAGCACACAGGACGGUGGCAUCUUUCUAAGGUUUUUUUUAUUUUCCCAGCAAUCAGUACAACCAAGUCAUCGUUAUAAGGCAUCGCCCUCUUUUGCCCACCCCCCCAGCACCAGGUGUGGCCACUAGCCUAUAUGAAGGCCCAAAAUUGUGUGUUCCUUUCUGCUCUGACAAUGGCAUGCCCAUUCGUGCGAGAUGUGGUGGAUGAAGAAGCACUUGUGCUGAGGAGAGCCUUCAGGCGAGAAAGGGUCUUCAGGGACCGGUUGGACCCACUGGCCUUCCCUGAUGACCAUCUAUAUGAAAGAUACAGGUUUUCUGCAGAUGGCAUCAGGUAUCUAUGCAGACUACUGGGUCCCAGGAUUAAGUACCGCACUGCACGGAGCCAUGCACUGAGUGUGGAGCAAAUGGUUUGUGUGGCCUUGCGCUUUUUGCUAGUGGAGCCUUCCUGUACUCAGUGGGGAUGCAGAACAGCUGAACAAGGCCACAAUUUGCCGCACAAUAAGGAGUGUGUGUCUGGCUAUCAAAGCAUUAGCAGAUGUCUUCAUCUCCUUCCCUGGCCACAGAAGACUCUGUGACAUCAAAGAGGAGUUCUAUAGGAUUGCAGAUGGUCUGCAAUGCUGACUGUGUGAUCAGCAAUGUUGUGGCAAAAUGGCCUGGCUCAGUCCAUGACUCCAGAAUCUUUCGGGCCUCUGAAAUCUAUCAGUGCCUAUCACAAGGUGAAUUCUCUGGUGUGUUGCUGGGAGACAGGGGGUAUGGCUGCCAGCCUUUUCUCCUGACACCUUUCACAGACCCCCAGGAAGCACAGCAGGCCUACAACCAUGCCCAUGCCAGGACCAGGGCCAGAGUUGAAAUGACCUUUGGCCUCCUGAAGGCACGCUUUCACUGCCUUCACAAAUUAAGGGUCAGCCCUGUUAGGGCAUGUGAUAUUACUGUGGCUUGUGCUGUCCUCCACAAUGUGGCCUGCCUGAGGAAGGAGAGGGCCCCCAGAGUGCCACCAGCCAUGGACUGGGACAAUCCGGCAAUCUUCCCUGAUGACGACAGUGGCCGGCUGCUGAGGGACCAAUAUGUGUUGAAUUAUUUUAGUUAGUAUGUGUGCUUUCAAUUUUGGUUAAAUAUGUCCUGCGGUGGCAGAGGAAUUUGGUUUUUUUGGGUUCGUUUUUUGACGAAUUUGGCCUCUUAUGAUGUUUGUGCGGUAUACUGUGUGUAAUACAAGGCUGCAGGGAGGCUACUGCAUCCAUUCAUUUGUCUGUUCAGUUGAUGUGUAUGGAUUUGUCCUGCAUUUAUUUUAGUGUGCAGACAUGCAGGGUGUGUUAUAUACAGACCUUUGAAUGUGUAUGUAUCAUUUUGUAUAAUAUGCUUGGAUUCUGUGCUUUCCAUCUUGUAGAGUCACUGUGACUUCAGUUUCGAAAGGAGCUGAUGGUUUACCUGCUUUGUUUUGUCCUUAUUCAAUAAAGGAACAUAAUGUUACACAUUGUGUUUUUAUAUUCA
Molecule: messenger RNA, 1952 nt
Organism: Oncorhynchus nerka (sockeye salmon)
Lineage: Eukaryota; Metazoa; Chordata; Actinopteri; Salmoniformes; Salmonidae
Product: putative nuclease HARBI1
Exons: 4
Coding region: 1000-1551 (183 amino acids)
Source: RefSeq, a predicted model, not a curated record